Mycotypha africana is the source of this 366-nucleotide messenger RNA. RefSeq names its product Sde2 N-terminal domain-containing protein. Gene Ontology annotation, cellular component: nucleus. The transcript has a single exon. The coding region runs from base 1 to 366 and encodes 121 amino acids. The record is from RefSeq and is a predicted model, not a curated record. NCBI's taxonomy places the organism in Eukaryota, Fungi, Mucoromycota, Mucoromycetes, Mucorales, Mycotyphaceae.
AUGGUGCAAGUACUCAUAUCCUUACCUACUACCAAGUCUGCCAUCUGCUUUUCUAUUGAAGGACAUGGAAACACAGCACAACAUAUUAAACAGCACAUUGCUGCAACAACAGGGCUUGAUGCUCGUCAUCAGAUGUUACGUACAAUCGAUGGCCAUAUUUUGGACAAUGAUGAAGCUUUACGGAUGGUCGAUCAAGAUUUUAUGUCUCUCCAACUUACUUGUCGUCUUUUAGGAGGCAAAGGUGGCUUUGGCUCCAUGCUUCGUGCUCAAGGUGGUCGAAUGAACGCACAAAAAACCACCAAUUAUGAAGCCUGUCGAGAUUUGCAGGGAAGACGCAUUAGAACAGUGAAUGAAGCCAAAAAGUAA